This is a messenger RNA of Chaetomium strumarium, 1128 nucleotides long. RefSeq lists its product as uncharacterized. Lineage: Eukaryota; Fungi; Ascomycota; Sordariomycetes; Sordariales; Chaetomiaceae. The record is from RefSeq and is a predicted model, not a curated record. The transcript is spliced from 3 exons. Gene Ontology annotation, cellular component: intracellular anatomical structure. Gene Ontology annotation, molecular function: oxidoreductase activity, acting on NAD(P)H, oxygen as acceptor. The coding region runs from base 1 to 882 and encodes 293 amino acids.
AUGGCGGACAUGCAAGACGGAAAGUUUGUUCACGACGCAACAACGGCGCCCAAGUCGGACCGCGUCCUGCCGCUCUUCUCCCUCAAGGGGAAGACAGCCAUCGUCUCGGGAGCCACCUCCGGCAUCGGGCUUGCCGUCGCCCAGGCUUUGGCUGAAGCGGGGGCCAACGUCGCGAUUUGGUAUAACAGGCGGAAAGAGGAAGCCGAACAGUCGGCAGCGGACAUUGAGAAGGAGUACGGCGUUAAGUGCCGAGCCUACCAAGUAGAUGUGUCCUCCUACCCCGCCGUAGAGGCUGCCAUCGACCAGAUCGCCCGCGAACUCAACGGCCGUCUUGACGUCUUCGUCGCCAACUCGGGCGUCGCCUGGACCAAGGGACCGAUGCUCGACGGGCCCAUCGAUAUGUACAGUGACGUGGUUAAAACCAAUAUCGACGGCACCUACUUCUGUGCGCGCGCCGCCGGCCAGCAUUUUCGGCGCCAGAAGAAGGAGGGCACGACACUGGAUGGGAAGCCCCUGGACCCCCCGUUUACAACGGGCAGUUUCAUUGCCACGGCCAGCAUGAGCGGGCAUAUCGUCAACGUGCCGCAGUUGCAGGCCGCGUAUAACGCCAGCAAGGCCGCUGUGAUCCACCUGUGUAAAAGUCUGGCGGUGGAGUGGGUGGGCUUCGCGCGGGCGAAUUCGAUCAGUCCUGGCUAUAUUAAGACGAGCAUCUCCGAGUUCUGUGACGAGGACACGAAGAGGGCGUGGAAGGACAAGAUUCCUGUUGGCCGCGAGGGCGAGCCGAAUGAGCUCAAAGGAGCAUACUUGUAUUUGGCCUCCGAUGCGUCAUCGUACACGACGGGGACGGAUAUCACUGUCGAUGGCGGGUACUGUGCGCCAUGAGGGGGACGGUGUCACGAUUGGGGCACGAACGACUGUUGAAAAAUCGGCAGUGGUUGCAUUGUCAUAGCGUAGAGGUUCAUGCCAGUCCAGGCGGAUAGACCAUAGACGAAGCAAGUGGAGAAUACCUGUGUUCGAAAGUCAUGGCAAGGUAGAUGCGAGAAAAGCUGUUGCAAGUGCUGGUGGGUUUCAAGUGAAGUUGCAAGCGAGGUUGUACAGAUAGAUGAAGUGUAACCCUAACCCUCACUC